CGGCCCCGCUGCCACCGCCGCCCGUGGCCGCCAUGAGUGAGGGCAGCGCCGUGCUGCAGGCCGUGCCGUGCCGUGCUGUGUUGUGUUGCCGGCUGCUUUCCCCGCCCGGCCGUGCUCAGUGCUCCUCCCCGCUGUGCUGCCGGGAUCCCGGCCUGCAGAGCGCUGGCUCUGUCAUGUUCAUGUCAUGCUUGGCAUGGAAGUGUCCCCGAGGCUGGCCCCAGCUCUUGGGGUCUCCGUGCCCCCCCGCUGUGAGGUGUGGGCACGGGAAGGGUGCUCGGAGGGGUCGGUGACCCGCCAGGCUUCAAACCCUUCAAAAACCGUGGGGUUUGGUGCGCACUGCCAAGCUCAGAGCGGCAAGGGGGGGCAAGGAGCAGCCGUGUCCCCAGGGCAGGAGAUGAGUCAAGCCCCGGGGGGCUGGCUGAGGACUGGCCACGGGGCUCACAGCUCAGCGGUGACACAGCCCCGACCCGCCGUGCCUUUCCGGGCACAGGCAGCUCCAAGGAACCCCGGGGUGCCGGAUCCCGUUUGUCCUGAUUCCUGGGGAGGGAGGUGCCGAGGCCCCAAUGCCCGUUUUCGGGAUCAGCCCAGCAAUUUUCCAGCCCUGUGCGUCAGCUGAGCGCGCUCCUCAGCGAGGCCUGAGCCUGAAUCCCCGCAGCACGUGCCACGUGCGGGACAUGACGCGCGUCAUGAGUGUCUCCUGGUUAAUGGCCAGCAUCCCGCUCAGCCUGCCACUCGCUGCCUGCCCCCCGGGCUGUGUGCCCCGUCCAGCACGCUGCACCCGCUGCCACCGGCAAACCCAGGCAGCUCUCGGUGGCUGCCGGCCUGGUGCCGGGGCGCCCGUGCUCCCCGCGGCAUGGAUGCGUUCGACUGCACACCCCAGCCGGCUGCCUGCUGCCCCGACUGGAUGGCGGGGCUGCCCGACGCCCUGCCCCUCUCCCGCCUCUCCAUCCCUGGCACCCACGACUCCCUCAGCCUGUUCGGCGGCCGGCGCCUGCGGUGCCAGAGCUGGGGCCUGGAGGCGCAGCUGGCGGCCGGCGUGCGCUUCUUGGACGUGCGCUGCAAGCUGGAGCAGGGUGAGCUCCGCGUCUACCACCUCUGCACCUUCCAGUGGGCCAGCCUGCGGGGCGUCCUGCGCCGCACCCUGCGCUUCCUCCGCGCCCACCCCGGCGAGGCCGUGCUCAUGCGCAUCAAGGAGGAGCUGCCCUUCUUCUCCCGGCCCGGCUUCGCCGCCCGGCUCCAGCGCUGCUUGCUGGAGGAGGGACGGGGCCGCCUGUGGUGCCGCGAGGAGGUGCCCACGCUGGGCCAGGCGCGGGGCAAGAUCGUGGUGCUGGAGGCGCUGGAGCAGGCGGUGCUGGGCAUCCCCUACGAGCAGCUGAGCAUCAGCGAUGCCUGGAACGUGCUCUCGCUGGAGAGGAAAUGGGCCCGAGCGCGGCGGCACCUGGAGGCGGCAGCCGGCGGGGACCCCGCCAAGAUGCACCUCACCUUCUGCUCCGGCAACGGGCUCUUCACCUGCCCCGAGGAGGUGGCUCGCUUCGUCAACCCCCGCUGCUACCGGCACCUGCGGCGCCGCUCGGGGCAGGCGGUGCGCUGGGGGGUGGUCAUCAUGGACUUCCCCGGGGCAGGCCUCCUGCGGCUCAUCGUGGACAGCAACGCCCCGUGGGCGAGUGGGAGCAUCACAGAGGCACCCGGCACCCCCACGGCACCCCGGUGGCGGAGGGGACGGGCGCUGCGGGCGGUACCACUAGGGCCGGUGUCCCCAGUGGCACUGCCAGCCCCACGCGUCCGCCGAAAAACAUCGGUGUCCUUGGGGAAGAAGAGAGGCCGUAGCUCCCGUGUGGCACCGCGAAGCCUUCGUGUGACGGCUGCGUGACACUGCUGGGGCCGGGUCGGAGCCGGGCAGCCCCCAGCUGCCCCUGUGCAUCGUGUCCCAGCAGGAGCCAGGUAGGGUCUCGGCAUGGGGGGAGCGAAGCCUGGCGUGGGUCUGGGACUGAGAAGUUCCCAGCAGAGCAGCAGGGAUGGGGCGGAGGGGGAAGAUCCUGUUCUGCCUCCCCUUGGGACCGGUGAGUCCACCUGGAUGUGCCCUGCGGCACAGCCCUUGCCCUUUCCAUGAAUAACAAAAAGAAGCUAGGAAAUCACUCCCUACGUUUCCUUGCAAUUUCCCAGCAGAAAAGUGUAAAAUAGCAUGGAAAAGCCCCUUUGCUUUUCCUGCUUUGCAAUGAAAGAGCCCAUAGCCCUCUGUCCACUGCCAAAGCACGGUGAAAUUGGUGUUCGCAGCCAUCGUGCUCUUAAACCACAGCUGUGGGAGGCCACUAAGGAGGAAUUAAUUUCAAAGAUGACAACAAAAUGUUGGGAAUAUCCUUCCCCUUGUUAUUUGCGGUGGGUUUUUUGUUUGUUUGUUUUGUUUUUCUUGCAGGGGCUUGCCCCCAGGGUCAGGACUGUUAGAGAGAGGCAACCUCAACAAACGGCGGGGCGAGAAGGCAGGAGAAAUGUCCCCAUCACUGGGCUCGUCCUGCAGGCACCCAGGGACAGCAGCGAGGAGAGGAAAGGAGAGAAGAGGAGAGCUUUCCGAGGAAGGAGGGUGCCUGCAGGGGAGGGCUUGUGUGUCACGGACAUCCCCUCCCAUGUACCCGGGCCAGGUACGGGGAGGUGCCCUGCGCAGAAGGCAGUUUUCCAUGGCUGGUGCAUUUGGCACACGCAGAGAGCUGGCAGGACAGAGCGAAGGGUGUAAACCCCAACCCACCUGUAGAAAAUAACCCGGCGACUUAAAAAGUGACUGGGGAGCUGCAGGACAAGCUACAUGGAGCAGAAAGAGAACCGAGAUCUGCUUGGUGCAGAAAGCACCAACCUGCUGUCAGCGCCCAACAAGGAGGGCACAGAAAGCGCCAGGCAGGCUGCUCGCCCGGCACUGGUGAGAAGAGGAAAGCUCAGCCCCGGCCUGCCAAAAGGUGAAGAACACGCUCAAGGAUGCUUCUGUGUCAGGGAAAAAUAGAGCUGGCCUCGCUGCGUGCACACGGGUGCCUCAGGAUUUCCUGGCAGGAGGAGAGGACAUUGUUUGCUCCGCAGAGGCUGGCUCUGGCUGGACACGAGGCUCUCACUGCUGAGUGCGUUCAUCCGCUCCCCCGGGGUGGCUCUGCCUGGGAGCUGCCGUGGCCGAGGAGCGAGGGGAUGGAGCCAGAUGUGAGGGAGAGGAAAGGCCCAAAAACACGCUGGGGGUGAUGGGCGGGGGAACCCACCUCUGGGCUUGCUCUGUUAGACGUGGGAAGACUGAAAUUGCUCACUGCAUUAAAACAGACUGUGCAGACACGUCUCAAAA
Messenger RNA from Anas platyrhynchos (mallard), 3313 nucleotides. RefSeq names its product 1-phosphatidylinositol phosphodiesterase-like. Lineage: Eukaryota; Metazoa; Chordata; Aves; Anseriformes; Anatidae. The record is from RefSeq and is a predicted model, not a curated record. Gene Ontology annotation, biological process: lipid metabolic process. Gene Ontology annotation, molecular function: phosphoric diester hydrolase activity.